Tetrahymena thermophila SB210 is the source of this 2562-nucleotide messenger RNA. Its product is annotated as D-alanyl-D-alanine carboxypeptidase family protein. Gene Ontology annotation, biological process: proteolysis. NCBI's taxonomy places the organism in Eukaryota, Ciliophora, Oligohymenophorea, Hymenostomatida, Tetrahymenidae. Gene Ontology annotation, molecular function: serine-type D-Ala-D-Ala carboxypeptidase activity. The transcript has 3 exons. The record is from RefSeq and is a predicted model, not a curated record.
AUGUUUUUAGUGGACCAUUAUAAAAUAUAAAAUAAUGAUGAUAUCUAUUCUUAAAUUUUUGUCAAAUCCAACUUAGAAAGGGUGUCUGCCCCUACUUCAAUAAGAUAUAAAAAGAAUGUUCUGUUUUCGCCAAUAAAUAACAAAGAAACCUAAAAACCAUCUAAGUUAGUAAAAUAAUUCUUGGAGACUUAGCACAUAGAUGUAUUUCCUAAAAUAGAAAAUGUGAUGAGUAAACAUUUAAGCUCAAGCACCCAAAAUAAAAAUAAUUGUAGAAGAUCUAUUUCAUAGAACUCUGCUGAAAUUACUUAACAAUAAAGUAUUAAAUCUCCUGAUGCUCUAUAAAAAUCCUAGGCUUAUUGCUAUAAUAAUAGAUAAAUAAGCUUAGUUUAGGAUUAAAAAUUAGAUUUUAAAAAAAUUGAUAAAAUUCAAACACCGAAAAGAGACCUCACAUUUAAUGAUCUUUUAGCUAAGGUUUCAAGAAAAAUAGCUGAAUCAGAAUUGAGGAAUUCUCCCAUUAAUAAUAUUUAAAAUUAGCAAGAAUCUCCUUCAAAUAAAACAAAAAGAAUAUUUUAAUUGCCUUUGUGCAAAACUAGAUAGAAAGGUUUUUCUUCUUGUCCUAAAGAUAAAAAAUAUGCAAGCCCUCCUAUAUAUAUCACUUAAUAUAGCUUAAAUAAUAAGUGCUCCUCUCCUUCAUCUCCUAAAGGAAUUCUAUAAAAUUAAAAAUAGGAAAAUACUUUUUCAUUAAAAGAAAAUGUUGUCUAAUUUCUAAAGACAUCGAUUGAUAAAAACUAUAUUUUUCCAUCAACUGCAAUGAUUUCAACAAAAUUCCGUAAAGAAUCUAAUAAAGCAUUGUUAGAUUUAAACAAAACGCAUAUUCAGAAACCUUAAAAUCAUAAUGAAUCAUUUUUAUUUUCACCCAACCAGAAUGGGAAAUGCAUAGAUAUGUAAAGAAGUUUAGAUGAAUUUUCUCUCAGCUAAGCUAACGAAUCCACUAUUAUUGAAGCUGAAAGUAUAAAACUUCCAACUAAGUACUAAUAAAAUAUUCAUAACAGUGUAAAGAACCACUAAAAAAAAAUUGAUCUACCAAAACUAACUUCUUAAACAUAAAAAUAAUAUGAAAAACUUGUUAAAUAGUAAGCAAAUAAUUAAAGUCUUGAAGAAAAUAAUAUUAAUUCUAAAUCAAAACAAAAAAAUCAUAGGUAAGAAAUCAAUUUAAAUAUUGAUCCAUAAUUUUAUGAUUAACAGGAAAUAAAUGAUUUUACAUUUCCGACAUAAUUAAAUGUUUAACAUUCGUAAUAAAAAAAUUUAGGUUUUAAUGGUUUAAAUAGCUGUACAUAGAUUUCAACUACACCUCAUAGAUCUUCAAUAAUUAAAAAUAAAUUUUCAAAAUAGUAUUUCUAAAACUAAAAACAGCAAAAUAAAAAAGAUAGGAGCUUUGAUAACGCAAAUAAUUAUGAAAUAAACGAAAAUUUAUUUGAUAGCUAGAUUAUAGAAUUUUAAUUAAACUCUGAACAAAAAAAAAAAAAUUAAGAAAGCUUUUUAUAAUCCUAAUAAAGUCCUAAAAAUAAAAAAAUAGAAUUUAAUCCUCCUUUAUUAUAAACUAAAAAACAGAGAUCAAAAAGUCCUAGAUAUAGAGAUAUAAACAAAUAAAUAGUUCCUCCAAAAGAAGUUACUGCUUAAAGCUGGUCUGUUUUUGAUUUUGAGAGCAAUUCUUUAAUAGAUGGGAAACAGUGCUAUGUUUAAAGAGAAGUAGCUUCACUUACAAAAUUAAUGACGUUUUAUGUUGCUUAUAAAUUAUUUGAGAGCCUAUAGCUUGAUAUAAAGCUAAUUUUACUGUAAGUAACUGAAUGUUGUACCUAAAUAGAAGGUACAAGUGGAAAACUAGUAAAAGAUACAUGGCUAAGUGUUUUAGAUUUAUUUCAUGGUUUACUUUUACCCAGUGGAAAUGACUGUGCAGAAUUAAUAGCAAUAAAAAUUGGAGCCAUGUUAGAUAUGGAUUAAAAUAAGUAAUUAAAUCCUUAAAUGGAUAUGUAUUAGUUAAACAGUGAGCUUGAUAAGCGAGCUUCUCAAGCCAAAAUGAUCUUUAUAGUUAAAAUGAACGAAUUUUGUAAAGAUAUUGGAAUGCAUUCUACAUUUUUUUCAAAUGUUACUGGGUUACCAGACAGCAAUAAUGUUUCUACAGCCUAUGACAUAGGGCUUUUGUGUAUAGAAUGUAUGUAAAUUCCAGUAUUUAGAUAAAUUGUAAGAAAACAAGAGCAUAUUGCUGACGUAUAUGAUAAUUAGAGUGAAAAAUCUGAUAAAAUAUGGUUUAAUACUAACAAGCUACUAAAUAACGGUUUUUGUGGAAUCAAAACAGGAAUUACUCAAUCAGCAGGACCUUGUCUUGCUAGCUUCAUAAAAAUAAAGGAUUCUGAAACAGGUAUAAAAAAAUAAAUUAUUAUAAUCUUGCUUGACUGCUAUACAGUAGAAGAUAGAUGGGAAGAUUCUUAUCUGCUGGCUAAAUGGGCAAUUAAAGCAGUCUAAAAUAAUAAAUUAAGAUUUAGUGACUAAAAUGAAGAUUGA